Molecule: messenger RNA, 944 nt
Organism: Scomber japonicus (chub mackerel)
Lineage: Eukaryota; Metazoa; Chordata; Actinopteri; Scombriformes; Scombridae
Product: transcription factor HES-7.1-A-like
Exons: 5
Coding region: 72-944 (290 amino acids)
Biological process (GO): regulation of transcription by RNA polymerase II; anterior/posterior pattern specification; regulation of neurogenesis
Cellular component (GO): nucleus
Molecular function (GO): DNA-binding transcription factor activity, RNA polymerase II-specific; protein dimerization activity; RNA polymerase II cis-regulatory region sequence-specific DNA binding
Source: RefSeq, a predicted model, not a curated record
GCUUCAUUAUCUGAUCUGUUGUAGCCUGUGAAGGAACCUGCUAUUUUACCACUGGAUAAGGACAUUGGAGAAUGAAACUCAUACAUGAAACUGAGGAUGGAGCAAACGACAGAAAGUUCAUAAAAUCUCAAGUGGAGAAACGUCGAAGGGAGAGGAUGAACCGCAGUCUGGAGCGUCUGAGGACCAUGUUGCUUCAGCAGCCACAACAACUGACUCCAUUAACUCAUACUGGUUUUUCCAUGCAGGGUGCGACUCAGCGCAGAAUGGAGAAAACUGAGAUACUGGAGCACACAGUCCUCUUCCUACAGAACACCGUCAAAACAGACGACACGAGAGCUGGAGGUGGAGGUCAGAAACACUCCUUCCAAGACGGCUUCUCCACCUGCCUGCAGAAAGCCGCUCAGUUCCUGGGACCUGAGGGGAAAGGCCUGUGGCUUGGAGCAGCUCUGGAUGCAUCUUUCGCUGCUCGCUUUACCCACUCAGACUCUGAUUCUGCAGGCGCCAGAAGCACGACUGAAGCCCAAUCCUCCAGCUCUCUGCCACACACAAAGUCCAUUCUUCGGAUGCUGAGGCAAAAGUCCACGCACAGAUUGCAUACACGAGCCUCUGGUGUGAACAGUUUUGCUCAUCCAUACCAACUUCCAGUCCAGCAGGGGUUUCCCAGAGUUCCCCAACAGCCUCAGAGACACAGCGACACGAGCAAGCAGAGCUCGUCUCAGAGUCUCCCGUCAGUGGGACAGCCGUCUACUCUGCUGACAGGCACAGGGACUCUCCCAGACUGGGACAGACGUGAGGUGAGCUGGAUCAUCCAGCUGUCAUCCAGCUGGGACUACUGCUGUGCUUUAAGAGCGAGUUUAGAGGUGUGGGACUUCAGGGUUCGAGGAUGGGAGAGCCCCAUGCAGCCCCACACAUCCACCCGUGUGCCAUCAUGUCCGGCGGCAUGA